AUGUCCGAUAGCAAUAUUCCACUGCCUGAACGUUUACGCCCGCGUGAUUUAUCUGAAAUUAUUGGGCAGGAUCACUUAUUGGGUGAGCAGGCACCGCUCCGCCAAAUGAUCGAUCAAGGGCAUUUGCCAUCGAUCAUUUUUUGGGGGCCGCCAGGUGUGGGGAAAACCACGAUUGCUUUACUGUUGGCGCAAGCGAUCGACCGACCUUUUGUCAGCUUAUCUGCACUCAAUACGGGGGUUAAAGAGCUCCGUGAGAUCAUUGCUGAUGGCGGAGAUUUAAUGCCACCUGUGGUGUUUAUUGACGAAAUUCAUCGUUUUAACAAAUCGCAGCAAGAUGCCUUACUGAAUGCUGUGGAGAAAGGCAAAAUUACCCUCAUUGGUGCCACCACCGAAAAUCCUUCUUUUGAAGUCAACAGUGCAUUGUUGUCGCGUUGUCAGGUCUAUACCUUAAAUGCGCUCGAUGCCGAUGCGAUUCAAACUUUAUUACUGCAAGCGAUUAAGAACGAUCCGUUUUUAAAAGAGCGUUAUAUUCAAAUUGAAGAAUUUGAAGCACUGGUGCAGUUUGCCGCAGGUGAUGCCCGCAAAGCCUUGAAUUUAAUUGAACUGAUUGCGGGCACCUUCGAACCUGACGUUGAAAAUAUCGUGACCAAUGCAAUGGUGGUCAAAGUUGCACAGCAAAAUAUUGCCCGUUAUGACAAAUCGGGUGAGCAGCACUAUGAUUUGGUGUCGGCUUUUAUUAAGUCAAUUCGAGGGAGUGAUCCUGAUGCCACCUUAUAUUGGAUGGCACGCAUGCUCAAAGGCGGUGAAGAUCCUGUUUUUAUUGCCCGUCGGAUGUUGAUUGCAGCCUCUGAGGACAUUGGCAACUCAAACCCCAAUGCACUGCUGCUUGCUGGAGAAUGCUUCCGUUCUGUUCAAGCGGUGGGCAUGCCAGAGUGUCGAAUUAUUCUUGGGCAGUGUGCGGUGUAUUUGGCGACCAGUGCCAAAAGUAACAGUACUUAUCUUGCGAUCAACAAAGCAUUGGAUUUGGCUGAAAAAACAGCGAAUUUACCUGUGCCGCUGCAUUUAAGAAAUGCACCGACCAAGUUGAUGAAAGAGCAGGGCUAUGGCGUCGACUACUUAUAUCCGCACAACUAUCCAGAGCAUUUUGUAAUGCAAGAAUAUUUACCCCCUGAGCUCAAAGGAACCAAA
This is a messenger RNA of Notodromas monacha, 1188 nucleotides long. NCBI's taxonomy places the organism in Eukaryota, Metazoa, Arthropoda, Ostracoda, Podocopida, Cyprididae. The record is from the annotation of a GenBank genome assembly.